Prinia subflava (tawny-flanked prinia) is the source of this 2937-nucleotide messenger RNA. It is a transcript of the gene GNPAT, whose product is annotated as glyceronephosphate O-acyltransferase. Gene Ontology annotation, molecular function: glycerone-phosphate O-acyltransferase activity; glycerol-3-phosphate O-acyltransferase activity. Lineage: Eukaryota; Metazoa; Chordata; Aves; Passeriformes; Cisticolidae. The coding region runs from base 95 to 2305 and encodes 736 amino acids. Gene Ontology annotation, biological process: fatty acid metabolic process; phospholipid biosynthetic process; triglyceride biosynthetic process. The transcript has 16 exons. Gene Ontology annotation, cellular component: mitochondrial membrane; peroxisomal membrane; peroxisome. The record is from RefSeq and is a predicted model, not a curated record.
AGCACCGCCUCCAGCCGGCGGCGCGGCUCCCGCGGCCCCAUGGCUGCCGCGGCGGGCCGGCGUGUGACCCCCGGCGGCUCCCGUCGCACACGACAUGGCGCCGCCCAUGGCGCGGUGCCCCCGCCCUCCGCCGCCGCACCGCACCAGGCAGCCGGGCCGGGGCGGCGCGGGGCCAUGGGCGCCGCGGGAGGCGGCGCCGGGCGGCAGGGCAGCGCGGCGGGGUAGGGCGGGCGAGCGAGGCGCGGGGCGGCGCGGCGGAGCUCGCAGGACCAUGGCGACGGCGGCGCCGGCGCGCGGGCGGGCGCGGCGAGGGGCGCCCAUGUACUCGCAGAAAGAGCUCACAUCAAAGAAAAGAGAUGAGUUUGAGGACAUCUUGGAGGAAAGACGGUUGUCCAGUGACCUGAGAUAUGCGAUGAAAUGUUACACCCCGGUGAUCUACAAGGGACUUUCACCUUGCAAGCCAAACGCCAUCAAAACUGCUGUUCUCCAGUCAGAGCAAGUUCAGUAUGUCAUCAAGCAGUUAGCAAAAGAAAUGGGAGAAUCACCUGAUAUUAUUCAAGAAGAAGCCACGGAAAUCCUGGAUGAGAUGGGCCACCGUAUGCAACUAGGGACUGUCAGAUUUUUUGCCUUCACUCUGAGCAAAAUAUUUAAACAGCUUUUCCAGAGAGUUUGUGUGAAUGAAGAAGGAAUGCAGAGAUUGCAACACGCCAUUCAGGAGCAUCCCGUGGUGCUGCUGCCCAGCCACCGAAGCUACAUAGACUUUUUGAUGCUGUCUUAUUUGCUGUACACGUAUGACUUGGCCUUGCCUGUCAUUGCUGCAGGAAUAGAUUUCUUAGGAAUGAAAAUAGUUGGUGAGCUGCUACGAAGGGCAGGUGCCUUUUUUAUGCGACGUUCCUUCGGUGGGAACAGACUCUACUGGGCAGUGUUUGCUGAAUAUGUAAAAACAAUGUUAAGGAGUGGCUAUGCCCCAAUUGAAUUUUUCCUUGAGGGGACUAGAAGCCGCACCGCCAAGACCCUGACUCCAAAAUUUGGUCUCCUCAGCAUUGUGAUGGAACCCUUUUUCAAACGUGAAGUCUUUGACACAUACCUCGUUCCCAUCAGUAUCAGCUAUGAGAGGAUAUUAGAAGAAUCUCUCUAUGCUUAUGAACUCCUAGGAGUUCCAAAGCCCAAAGAAUCUACAUCUGGGUUGUUAAAAGCCAGGAGAAUCCUCAGUGAGAAUUUUGGUACCAUACAUAUCUACGUUGGCCAGCCAGUAUCCCUUAGAACCUUGGCAUCGGGGAGGAUCAAUCGGUGCCCAUACAAUUUGGUUCCCAGGCAUCUUCCCCAGAAGCCAUCUGAGGAUAUCCAAGAAUUUGUCAGUGAUGUAGCUUAUAAAAUGGAGCUCCUGCAAAUUGAAAACAUGGUUUUGAGCCCGUGGGUGCUGGUUGCUGCUGUUCUGCUCCAGAAUCUGCCAGCCAUGGAAUUUGAACUUCUAGUAGAAAAGACUCUGUGGCUUAAAGGCUUAACACAGACUUUUGGAGGAUUCCUUGAAUGGCCUGAUAACCUGUGUGCCAAAAAGGCAGUCCUGUCUGGCCUCACCCUGCAUUCCAACAUCGCUCGCCUUGUUGAUGGCCACGUGGUGCUGAGUGCCAAGGGAGCGGACGCGGGGGCCGUGGGGGAGGUCGUCUUCAGGCACGCGCUGGCCGUGCUGAUGUGCGCCACGUACAGGAACCAGCUGCUCAACGUCUGCGUGCGCCCGGGCCUGGUGGCAGUGGCCUUGCAGAUGGCACCCAGCUUCAGAAAAGAGGAAGUCUAUAGCUGCUUCAGCUUCUUGAGAGAUGUUUUUUCUGAUGAGUUCAUCUUCUUUCCUGGCAUUUCAUUGAAGGAUUUUGAGGAAGGAUGUUUUCUACUCACAAAAUGUGAUGCUAUUCAAAUGAGUCAACAGGAGAUUUACCCUACUGACAAAGGAAAUGGUACAGUGUCUUUCUUGUCAGCUAUGUUCAGACCUUUUGUGGAAGGUUAUCAGUUAAUUUUCAGAUACCUCUCAAAGGAAAUGAAAGAAGCAUUUACUGAGAAGCAGUUUAUACCCGGAGUCCGCAACUUUGUUUUUCAACUUCUCGAGAAGGGGAGUACACAAUGUUAUGAAGCGCUGUCUUCUGACAUGCAGAAAAAUGCCUUAUCAGCUCUUGUGCAACUGGGUGCAGUGAAGAAGAAGAAAACGCCCAAUGGAUUCACUUACAAUGUAAAUCAAGAGGCUGUUAGUAAAAUCCUGGACAUGUUUGAUGCUCGGAUACCUGUACAGAAACCUGUGGCUGCACGACUCUGAAUGGUCCCUGAUGCUGUGAGUGGAUGCAAGCUCCUGCUGGGAACAUGGACCACUGCCCCGCUGGAGCAGGGAUAGGAACAGAUGAGGUUCCCCUCUUGCCCAGCCAGCCUGCAAGCAUGGGAGGCACAGAAGUGUUUCUUCAGCUGGACAGCUCUCCAUUACCACUUAGGAAUUGCUGCUGAGGGGCUUAGAGGUGUAUGUACAUCCUCACCGUGUUUUGUUUUUUAAAACAAAUUAAACAUUGUCUCUUUUUUAAAAUAAAUAUUUAAAGCUAUGUGCACAGCAAUGGCUAUCUAAAUCCAUUUUUCUAGACUUGUAACAAGGAAUGUGAUUUGGUUUCCAGUAUUUCAUGGAUGUGAGAAUGUAACAGGGUAUUAAAAGACUUGCUAUUAAAAUUAAUAUUUAGGAAAAAAAGUUACUGGCUGGCUAAAUGCAAGGCAAGACCCUCAUGAAUGAAGAGCACAAAUCAAACCUUGGCAAUAACCAGAACUGAUAACUGUGUUGGGUUUUGUGUUUGGACUGGUUUUGGUGGGUUUUUUGGUUUUGUUUUCUUUUUAAAGGCAGCUUGGCAUUAUUUUAAUUACUUAAUGAAUGUUAUAUUUAAACAUUGAAUUAAAGCACCGUCGAUAAUG